Molecule: messenger RNA, 864 nt
Organism: Menidia menidia (Atlantic silverside)
Lineage: Eukaryota; Metazoa; Chordata; Actinopteri; Atheriniformes; Atherinopsidae
Source: the annotation of a GenBank genome assembly
AUGAGUUUCACCGUUGAAGAGAGGGGGAACCCGAACACCCUAAGCUACCGGCUGUUUUUCAAAAAUGCUGAAGGAAAAUACAUCUCACCAUUCCAUGACAUACCAGUAUAUGCUGAUGAAAGUCAAAACAUCUUUCACAUGGUGGUUGAGGUACCAAGAUGGACAAAUGCAAAGAUGGAGAUUGCCACAAAAGACUUCCUGAACCCAAUAAAGCAAGACGUUAAGAAGGGCAAGCUGCGCUAUGUUGCUAAUGUUUUCCCACAUAAAGGAUACAUCUGGAACUAUGGAGCCAUUCCUCAGACCUGGGAAGAUCCAGCACAUAAAGAUGGAGACACCAGCUGCUGUGGUGACAACGAUCCCAUCGAUGUCUGUGAAAUUGGGAGUAAGGUGUGCUGUCGUGGCGAGGUUAUCAAAGUGAAGAUACUUGGCAUCCUGGCUAUGAUCGAUGAGGGGGAGACCGAUUGGAAAGUGAUUGCGAUCAACGUAGAGGACCCCGACGCUAAAGAAUUUAACAACAUCCAUGACGUCCAGCGCCUGAAGCCUGGCUACCUGGAGGCAACCGUGGACUGGUUCAAGAGGUACAAAGUGCCAGAUGGGAAACCAGAGAACCGCUUUGCUUUCAACGAGGAGUUCAAGGACAAGGACUUUGCCAUUGAAGUAAUCAAGAGCACUCACAACUUCUGGAAAGCCCUCAUUUCACAACAGACUAAUGCUGGGGAACUGAACUGCCCUUACUGCUGCUCAGCAGAGGAGGCCAAGACAGCUGUUGGCGAGUUGAUAAAUGGUUCUACUAUGAGAAAAAAUGAUCCAGGAAUGAGGAAAGACUCAUCAGUGAUGGGAUACUUGAAGAUAGACAUCAUGUAG